Messenger RNA from Protopterus annectens (West African lungfish), 4204 nucleotides. RefSeq names its product proprotein convertase subtilisin/kexin type 2 (gene PCSK2). Lineage: Eukaryota; Metazoa; Chordata; Ceratodontiformes; Protopteridae. Gene Ontology annotation, biological process: protein processing. Gene Ontology annotation, cellular component: Golgi membrane; trans-Golgi network. Gene Ontology annotation, molecular function: serine-type endopeptidase activity. The record is from RefSeq and is a predicted model, not a curated record. The transcript is spliced from 12 exons. The coding region runs from base 306 to 2231 and encodes 641 amino acids.
AAAUACUGAAUUAUAGCCGAAGAGAACCUGAAAAUGCAGACACAGGCAGUAGGCUUUGGCACACAUACAUGCACACAAACAUACGUUUAUUUAUACCCCAAGGAGGGACACACAACUCACAAAGCCCAGUCUUAGCAAGACCUGCACGCCCGGCGAGCACUCCUUCAUUUAGCGAUAGCAACAUCCCGCAAAUAAGAUUGUGACUUCUGAAAUAUUCAUUACAAUUUUACAAUUGUCUUGAACUGUGCAGGAUUUUUCCUAGCGGUUUUGGUCCCCCUUGCCGGUACUGCACCCCCAGUAGCAAGAUGAAGAAAGGAUUUAUUACAGUGAGGACAGUAUUUGCGUUUCUUUCGUUAACUACUGUUUUUGUUGCAUUAGCUGCGGCUGAACAAGCUAUCCUUGCAAACCAUUUACUGGUACAGUUACAAGGUGGAGGUGAAGAUGUAGCGAAGCAAAUUGCUGCAGAAUAUGGCUUUAGAGGUGUCAGGAAGCUUCCUUUUACACAUGACCAGUAUCACUUUUAUCACCAUGGAAUUCCUAAGGGGAGGAGAAGGCGCAGCCUUCGCCAUAAGCUGCAUCUUGAAAAAGACCCAAGGGUAAAGGCAGUUGUGCAGCAGGAGGGGUUUGAGAGAAAAAAGCGUGGCUAUAGGAGUCUUAAUGAAAUUGAUAUCAAUAUGAGUGAUCCUUUGUUUGCAAAACAGUGGUACCUGAUUAACACAGGACAAGCAGAUGGAACUCCAGGGCUUGACUUGAAUGUAGCUGAAGCUUGGGAACUGGGAUUUACUGGAAAAGGGGUGACCAUAGCAAUUAUGGAUGAUGGUAUUGAUUAUCUGCACCCUGACCUUGCUUCAAAUUAUAAUGCAGAUGCCAGCUAUGACUUCAGCAGCAACGACCCCUAUCCAUACCCUCGGUACACAGAUGAUUGGUUUAACAGUCAUGGAACUAGAUGUGCGGGAGAAGUGUCAGCAGCUGCUAAUAAUAACAUAUGUGGUGUUGGAGUAGCUUAUGGUUCAAAGGUUGCAGGCAUUCGAAUGUUGGAUCAGCCUUUUAUGACAGAUAUUAUAGAAGCUUCAUCAAUCAGUCACAUGCCACAAAUAAUUGACAUUUACAGUGCCAGCUGGGGACCGACUGAUGAUGGUAAAACUGUGGAUGGACCCCGAGAACUGACCUUGCAGGCCAUGGCUGAUGGAGUGAAUAAGGGUCGAGCUGGAAAAGGCAGUAUUUACGUUUGGGCUUCAGGAGAUGGAGGCAGUUAUGAUGACUGUAACUGUGAUGGUUAUGCUUCUAGUAUGUGGACAAUCUCUAUCAAUUCUGCAAUCAAUGAUGGCCGAACAGCCCUUUAUGAUGAAAGCUGCUCUUCCACUCUGGCCUCUACAUUCAGCAAUGGCCGAAAGAGAAAUCCUGAGGCUGGUGUGGCUACAACGGACCUUUAUGGAAACUGUACCCUGCGCCAUUCCGGAACUUCUGCUGCAGCACCUGAGGCGGCUGGAGUGUUUGCACUGGCUCUGGAAGCUAAUCCCAAUCUCACAUGGCGUGAUAUGCAACACCUAACUGUCUUAACAUCGAAAAGGAACCAGCUACACGAUGAGGUUCAUCAGUGGCGUAGAAAUGGAGUCGGGCUUGAGUUCAACCACUUAUUUGGCUAUGGAGUUCUGGAUGCAGGAGGAAUGGUUAAAAUGGCUAAAGACUGGAAGACAGUUCCUGAGAGGUUCCACUGUGUUGGAGGCUCAGUGACAGAACCUCAGAAAAUACCACCUGAUGGCAAGUUGAUAAUGACAAUCACAACUGAUGCCUGUGAAGGAAAAGAUAACUUUGUUCGGUAUCUAGAACAUGUACAAGCUGUAAUAACUGUGAAUGCCAGCAGAAGAGGUGACCUAAAUAUCAAUAUGACAUCACCUAUGGGUACAAAGUCCAUUCUGCUGAGUCGGAGACCAAGAGAUGAUGACUCCAAGGUUGGUUUUGAUAAGUGGCCAUUCAUGACAACACACACAUGGGGAGAAGACCCAAGAGGCACCUGGUUGCUUGAAGUUGGUUUUGUAGGAGGUGUACCUCAGAAAGGAGUAUUAAAAGAAUGGACACUGAUGCUCCAUGGGACACAAAGUGCCCCCUACAUAGACCAGAUAGUAAGAGAUUACCAGUCCAAGCUGGCAAUGUCCAAGAAAGAGGAGCUGGAAGAAGAAUUAGAUGAGGCCGUUGAAAGAAGUCUGAAAAGUCUGCUAAGAAAAAAUUAGUGCUGCUUUACACUGCAUGCAAGCUUUGUUUUCUUCUUUCCUUUUCAUCCUCUGUUGACACACACUCACACAAGCACAUUUUUGUCCUCAUAAAAGUUUCUGCAUUUUACAUACACUAUGAAUAAUUAUUGCUGUUCCCAGCACAUUGCCUUUUUAAAUUUAAAGGUAAAACAUUAGUAUCCACUGAAAAAUCUGACUAAAAUUAAUAUAAUAUUAUUAGUUUCAGUAUAUGCUUUAAAGUAUAGUUUGCAACUGUACAUUAUUCCUUGUGUCAUACUUAAAGUUAAUAUCACUCAAUCAAAGCAGUGAAAGUUUAUUAUUUUAUACUUUGCAAUGUUUAUAUUAAGCAAAAUAGAGUGUGUGCUCAAUUUUAUGGACAAUGGUUCAAAGAACAAUUAUCCCAUUGUCAUACAGCAUAGAGAAGAAGCUCAUUUCCUCACUAGUUGGCCUGGAAAGCCCUAGAGUUAUCCAAAGAGAAACAAUGCCAGUUUAACAUGGCAUUUCACACUCAUACAUAAAUUGGUACUAGUUGUUGCAUCAUUUCAGCUGUUUCGGCAGAAAAGAUUUCUUCUUAUAUUUUCUAAAAUGUUGUUGACUACGUUAACAAAGCACAAUGACGUUACCAUUGCAAACAGGGUAACUGGUCCCUUUUAGGUGCUGACUGAACCUAGAAAUUACAAAAUAGGUGGUGAUUUGUUCUUAUAGAAACUGUACGGACAAAUACAAACAAUACAUGCAUUGAAUGCUUUUCUACAGCACAAGACCACGUAUAACAAGAUUCUCGAGGGAAUUUCAAAUCAUAUGUCUGUCCCUAAAGUAAUUACGUCACAUUGCCUAAAUUCUGACAGCUGCUAAAAAUGCAGCAUGUGUGAUCAUUACAGCUCAUAAUACAUUAUUUCCACCUUUCUUUACAUCAAUUAGGCCCACUCACUGGAGAACUAGGUAAACAUAUGUGGUCUCUUCGGCUGAAAAGUGCAAAACACAGACUGUUUUAUUAUAACAGUACUUUUUUUGCUCCAAAAUGAUACACAAUUCUUGUAGUAUAAUAUAUUUGCAAUAUACAUGACGGAUUUAUGAUAGUGACUGUGGAGUCAGCUGUUAAACACAAUUAAAGUAUGUAUAGGGGUUGGUGGUUUACAGAGAAAAGUAAUGAGGUUAUUUUCAUGAAUAGGUUGCAGGUUCUACGUGUUGUGCUGAUAUUAUCAAAUGCCAAGAUUUGGUGGCUUGAAGAAACAGCCCUGAAUGAUUAACAUGGUAUAUAAAGCAAUAUUUCACUUUAGAAAACUUUUGGAAUGUACCAGCUCACAAAUUACAUAUUUAUUUUUCUAUCAGUUUUAUUACGCAAAUUAAUUACCUGACCUAAUUAUGAAUGAGCGCUACACUGUUUACAAAUGUUUUCAUGUUUGCUAAGUCACCAUCUUGACUAGUGAUUAGUGAUUACAUUAUCAUAAUCCAUAUAACAAUGAUAAUACAUUGGAUUUUUCUCAUUGUUACCACUCCUAAUCCCAAAUGAUGUUUAUUAUCUUGAAAUGCCAUUUUUCUCACAAUAGAAAUAUUGCUCUGGAAGAAAAAAAAUAUACAUUAUUUUUCUUAAACAGUAUCUGCUGAAUGACAUUCACUGAAAGAUUAAAAUAGCAGUAGGCUAUUCUACAAAGCACUAAUCCAUGGUUUUUGACGUGGUAUAACUUGUCAUACAGAUUGUGUGAAUAUUACCAGUUUAAAGUAAAUAGAAUAAACAUGUUAUGGUUCGUUUAUUAUAUUCUGCCAUACAUUGUCUCAGCAGACAUAGAUGAGUCUUUUCUUCUCCUGCUAGUUUUGAUUUAAAAGCAACUCAUGCUCACAUUAAGCAGUUAUGUAUAGAUGCAGUGGCAUUUGGAGAAGUGUUUUCAAUUCCUGUGAUGUUCUAAACACAGAUUUAGUUUAUUUCUUUUAAUUCACAGCAGGCCAAAUAAAAAUGAAAGACAUAUAUCACA